AUGGAGAAACAAGGGAGAGAAGAAAGCAGCAACAUUCGAGCUCCAUUGAUUCCUCAGAGACCAAUCGCUCCGAUCUGUCCAUAUACAGCGCAAGAACAAUAUAAUUGGAAUCAGGCUGAUGAAUGGAGUUUCUUUGGGAACAGAGACAUAAACAGUCUUGACCACUUGUCUUUUGGUGAUUUACUGUCUUUAGCCAACUCUGCUUCUUCAUAUUUUUCCUCACGUCAGAGUCACACUUCUUGCGCUAAUGCCUCAUCAGCUGGAACCGAAACGAGGAAAGUGGUUUGUGGAGAGAAAGGUAAUGAAGCAGUGGCAGAGAGUCUGAGCUCAGUGAGUAACAACAAUGUUGCUGAACAUAUCAAGACUCCGGAGAAGCCAAAGAGGAAGAAGCAUAGGCCAAAAGUUGUUAAAGAAGCUAAACCGAAGACGGAAACCAAACCGAGGAAGCCUCCGGUUAAAGAUCAAGAAAGCAAAACGCCUAGAAGGAAAUAUGUGCGGAAGAAGCAAGAAGUUAACAAGGAUCAAGAAUCUACGCCGGUUCAAGAAUCAGCAGCUGUAGAGGCUGCAAUUCACGCCAAGAAGCUUUGUAGACGAGCCUUGGAUUUUGAAGAUGAGAGUUCCAAACCAGAAAACGCAGAAAACAAGUCGAAGGAAUCAGCUUGCGUAGAGAAGCAGUCGGAUUCUGGAAAUCAAGAAUCAGAUGAUUGCUUUAUUAUUCCAGCGCCUAGCACUCCUACGAGAAAGCUCAGCCAGCGUAAAAGAAAAGGAAAAGAAAAUGGCGGUAAGGAGGAAGAAGUUGGUAUUUACACGGCACAAGCUCCAAAGAGAAGACAGGCUCCAAAGGAACCAACUCACUAUGACAAUCAAAGAGAGAACACGCAUUGGUUGGAUUUCGCAACACUGAUGAGAUGUGAUACCAUUUGUAGCACAUCAUAUGAUGCACAAGAGGAUGCUUCUGCCUUUGUCUCCAGUGUCCUAACCUUUCAAGAAACCAAUAAGAGAGACAUGCCAAUAAAGAAGAAAACAGGCCAUGCUCGAUACCGGAAUCUUUCAGCUAUUAAUAAAGAAAUGGAAGUCUCUGACCAGUUACAAGCAGGAGGUUUUACUAAACCACAGAAUAACCAUAUCACUCUUGUUGAGAAGCUGGUGACCUCGAGCAAGAAGAAGCAAGCCACCAAGUCUGUGAAAUCGAAAACUAAGCAGAUUUCUGUUCUCCCAAAUCUCCUCCAGUUUCCUCCUUCACUUACUGCAAAUGUAUCUCCAGAUGAGCUUUGGAAUCAAGUUUACUCGGUUGAAGCAAUUAGUCAGCAGUUGCGUUUAUUAGACAUCAACAGAGAGAAUUCAGGAAGUGCUCUUGUUCCUUAUUACCCGGGAAGCCAGAUUAUAGUCUUCAACAGUGGCGCUGGAGCAAUUGUGCCUGCAACUCCUGUUAAAAAGCGGCGUCCACGAGCAAAAGUUGAACUAGACAACGAGACAGACAGAGUUUGGAAACUUUUGAUGGAUAACAUUGACAGUGAGGGUGUUGACGGAUCAGAUGAACAGAAGGCUAAAUUUUGGGAAGAAGAGCGAAAUGUUUUCCGAGGAAGAGCAAACACUUUUAUCUCACGGAUGCACCUUGUUCAAGGUGAUAGACGUUUUACACCUUGGAAGGGUUCUGUUGUCGAUUCUGUCGUUGGCGUGUUCCUCACGCAAAACGUGUCUGACCACUUGUCGAGCUCUGCGUUUAUGUCACUUGUUGCAAAGUAUCCUGCUCCAUCAGUACCUAGCAAAAAACCUGAAGUAGGAACAAGCUCGGUCCAAAUAACCUGCUUGGACUCAGAAGAACCGAUCUCAAACCCUUCUGUUACUGUAAACAUCACACAGCCUGAUGAGUAUGUAAACAGCAGCGAUGAAACCUCUAGAGGCAGUAAUGAGAUUGCCAGCUCGGUUCAAUAUUCAGUUGACAGAAUGUCGGAUUCAAAUAAGAAAGGCUCAAGCGUUGAAGCUGAAAACAUAGAUCAUACAUGCAUUGUCCAAGACCUGUUUCCGUCUGAAGAUUCUGUACUUACAUGUCAGGAUUCGUUGGUUUCUGACGCUCCUCAAAAUACAGAGAGAGCAGGAUCGAGCUCAGAAAUAAACUCAAAAGGAGAGCAUUAUGGCUCUUUUGCGAAGCUCCUACAGGGGUUAGGGUCUGCUCAGCUAAAAGGCAAAGGAAGAGACGUUGUGAAAGUUGAUACAGUCUCUGCUGUAGAAGAGUCUAAUCUGAAGAAUCAAUAUCAACAAGUUGGUGCUUCAAGCAAUCCCGGAAGCUUACAAGUAUCACCAAAGGCGUCUCCGGGGGAUUGUAGCUCAGAAGUUCAAGAUUUCAUACCACUGAAAAGGCAGACAAUAUCUUCUGAUGACAGUAGUAAUGAGCCAUGUUGUUGCUUUGGGGAUGUUUUGAGUUGUCAGAAACCUGAAAGCUCUAGCAGCGUUCCUUGCACAAAACGCAAAGAAGUGCUCGUCACAGAGACUUUGAUUCCAGAUAUUAAUGAAAGCACGAGCUUUCUUGAUGUCCAAGAAGGCGCGGGAAAACCACCACCAGGUCCUGACUCUAGGCAGCAUCGAGACUCAUCAUGCAAAGAGCAACAGCCGAAGGACGAUGCUACCUCAAAAGCAAAAGCAAAAGGGAAAAAUGUUGUAAAGGAGAAAACAGAGGAGUUUGAUUGGGAUAGUCUAAGGAGAGAAGCACAAGCUAGAGUAGGAAAAAGAGAGAAAACAGAAAGGACAAUGGACUCGGUGGAUUGGGAGGCAAUAAGAAGAGCACAUGUUAGUGAAGUUGCUGAGACAAUCAAGAGUCGAGGGAUGAAUCACAAGCUCGCGGAACGUAUACAAGCCUUUCUUAACCGACUAGUCACAGACCACGGAAGUAUCGACCUUGAAUGGUUGAGAGACGUCCCACCAGACAAAGCAAAAGAAUAUCUUAUGAGCUUUAGAGGAUUGGGUCUUAAAAGUGUGGAGUGUGUGCGGCUUCUAACGCUUCACCAUCUUGCCUUUCCGGUUGAUACAAAUGUCGGGCGAAUAGCCGUUAGGCUAGGUUGGGUACCGCUCCAGCCGCUCCCGGAGUCGCUUCAGCUGCAUCUUUUAGAAAUGUAUCCUCUUCUUGAGUCUAUUCAAAAGUACUUGUGGCCGCGUCUCUGUAAGCUCGACCAGAAAACCUUGUAUGAGUUGCAUUACCAAAUGAUUACCUUCGGAAAGGUGUUUUGCACAAAAAGCAAACCUAACUGCAAUGCAUGCCCCAUGAGAGCAGAAUGCAGACACUUUGCCAGUGCAUUUGCAAGUGCAAGACUUUCUUUACCCGGUACAGAGAAAGGUAGUGGGACACCUGAUAAAGAUCCUUUGCCUCUGCACCUGCCAGAGCCGUUGCAGAGAGAGCAAGGGUCAGAAGUAGUGAAACACUCAGAAGAAGCAAACAGGCCAACAUGUUUUGAACCGAUCAUUGAAGAGCCAGCAUCACCGGAGCCAGAAUACGCACAAGUAUCAAUGGCUGACAUAGAACAUGCAUUCUAUGAGGAUCCUGAAGAAAUCCCUACAAUACAGCUAAACCUGGAUGAAUUCACAAGUAACAUAAAGAAAAUAAUGGAGCUACAAGAUGGAAACAUUUCCAACGCUCUAGUUGCACUUACUGCUGAAGCUGCUUCAAUUCCAAUGCCUAAGCUCAAGAAUAUCAGCCAGCUUAGGACAGAACACCGAGUCUAUGAACUUCCAGAUUCCCACCCUCUUCUAGCUGGGUUGGAGAGGAGAGAACAUGACGAUCCAUGUUCUUAUUUGCUUGCUAUUUGGACACCAGGUGAGACGGUUGAUUCAAUUCAACCAGCUGUUAGCAAAUGCCUUUCCCAAGCGAAUGGUAAGCUGUGUGAUGAGGAGACUUGUUUCUCAUGCAAUAGCGUUAAAGAAGCAAGAUCACAGACUGUGAGAGGAACAAUCUUGAUACCUUGUAGAACCGCAAUGAGAGGUAGCUUCCCACUCAAUGGGACAUAUUUCCAAGUGAAUGAAGUGUUUGCGGAUCACGCUUCUAGCCUGGUCCCAAUUGAUGUUCCAAGGGAAUGGGUAUGGGACCUACAUAGAAGAACUGUUUAUUUUGGUACAUCUAUACCAACGAUUUUCAAAGGUUUACCAACAGAAACGAUCCAACAAUGCUUCUGGAGAGGUUAUGUAUGUGUAAGGGGUUUCGAUAGAAAGACGAGAGGACCAAAGCCUUUGAUUGCGAGAUUGCACUUCCCUGCCAGCAAAAUGAAGACACAAGCUAACCAGCCUAGUCAUGGUGUUGCAUAG
Messenger RNA from Microthlaspi erraticum, 4293 nucleotides. Lineage: Eukaryota; Viridiplantae; Streptophyta; Magnoliopsida; Brassicales; Brassicaceae. The record is from the annotation of a GenBank genome assembly.